GUGACGAGCGCCCGGCUCCCUCUGGCUUUCUUUUUAUCUCCCUCCUUCUUUUCCCCAAACGGUUUCGCAGAUUCGCCAGAGCCGCCGUCCCGGAGCCUCCGUUUAUCAAAGGAGGCGGUCGGGGGGCCGGAGGCCAGCCUAGGCGGCGGUGGUCGGCGCUCGGCCCUCGGCAUUUAUUCCCGUACGUGUCCGCCGCCCCAGGGAAUCCCUCCGAUGAGUGUCGAAUGUGCGGCCGGAAGUGGGGGCCCAGUGACUCGGCAAGAGAAGAUGGCGUCCGUGUGGGACGAGGCCGAGCAAGAUGGAAUUGGGGAGGAAGUGCUCAAAAUGUCCACAGAGGAGAUCAUUCAACGGACUCGUCUGUUGGACAGUGAGAUCAAGAUCAUGAAAAGUGAGGUGUUACGUGUGACCCACGAACUCCAGGCUAUGAAGGACAAGAUCAAAGAGAACAGCGAGAAGAUUAAAGUGAACAAGACGCUGCCCUACCUUGUCUCCAACGUCAUCGAGCUGCUAGAUGUUGACCCCAAUGACCAGGAAGAAGAUGGUGCCAACAUUGACCUGGACUCCCAGAGAAAGGGCAAAUGUGCUGUGAUCAAAACCUCUACACGACAGACUUAUUUCCUGCCGGUGAUUGGCUUGGUUGAUGCAGAGAAGUUGAAGCCUGGAGACCUGGUGGGAGUAAAUAAAGACUCCUACCUGAUCCUGGAGACGCUACCCACGGAGUAUGAUUCCCGAGUAAAGGCCAUGGAAGUGGAUGAGAGGCCUACAGAGCAGUACAGUGACAUUGGCGGGCUGGACAAGCAGAUCCAGGAGCUGGUAGAGGCUAUUGUAUUGCCAAUGAACCAUAAAGAGAAAUUUGAGAAUUUGGGCAUUCAGCCUCCAAAGGGAGUACUGAUGUAUGGACCCCCAGGUACCGGAAAAACCCUUCUAGCCCGAGCAUGCGCUGCCCAGACCAAGGCCACCUUCCUGAAAUUGGCUGGGCCCCAGCUGGUACAGAUGUUCAUUGGGGAUGGUGCAAAGCUUGUCCGAGACGCCUUUGCAUUGGCCAAAGAGAAAGCCCCCUCCAUUAUCUUCAUCGAUGAGCUGGAUGCCAUUGGAACCAAGCGCUUUGACAGUGAGAAGGCGGGUGAUCGAGAAGUUCAGAGGACGAUGCUGGAACUCCUCAACCAGCUGGAUGGAUUUCAGCCCAACACCCAAGUCAAGGUGAUCGCUGCUACAAACAGGGUGGACAUCCUGGACCCCGCCUUGCUCCGCUCUGGUCGUCUGGACCGCAAGAUCGAGUUCCCAAUGCCCAACGAGGAAGCCAGAGCCAGGAUCAUGCAGAUCCAUUCCCGAAAGAUGAAUGUGAGCCCCGACGUGAACUAUGAGGAGCUGGCUCGCUGCACUGAUGACUUCAAUGGGGCCCAGUGCAAGGCUGUGUGCGUGGAAGCGGGAAUGAUUGCACUUCGACGGGGAGCCACCGAACUCACCCACGAAGACUACAUGGAGGGCAUCCUGGAGGUUCAAGCCAAGAAGAAAGCCAACUUGCAGUACUACGCCUGACGGGGCUGGGGCCAGCUCCCUGCUCUGGCUGCUGGUAAAAGGAGUAACAAUAAAGGUGGUUGGGGCUGUUUUCCCCCA
Messenger RNA from Dromiciops gliroides (monito del monte), 1617 nucleotides. RefSeq names its product proteasome 26S subunit, ATPase 3 (gene PSMC3). The transcript is spliced from 12 exons. Gene Ontology annotation, molecular function: ATP binding; proteasome-activating activity; ATP hydrolysis activity. Gene Ontology annotation, biological process: proteasome-mediated ubiquitin-dependent protein catabolic process. Gene Ontology annotation, cellular component: proteasome regulatory particle, base subcomplex. NCBI's taxonomy places the organism in Eukaryota, Metazoa, Chordata, Mammalia, Microbiotheria, Microbiotheriidae. The record is from RefSeq and is a predicted model, not a curated record. The coding region runs from base 214 to 1539 and encodes 441 amino acids.